Messenger RNA from Morchella sextelata, 468 nucleotides. RefSeq lists its product as uncharacterized. The transcript has a single exon. NCBI's taxonomy places the organism in Eukaryota, Fungi, Ascomycota, Pezizomycetes, Pezizales, Morchellaceae. The record is from RefSeq and is a predicted model, not a curated record. The coding region runs from base 1 to 468 and encodes 155 amino acids.
AUGGAUCCCCCAAGCCCCAAGCCUGAGACCAACCAGUCUGACACUGAGCGCCAGGUCGAAACCCCAAUCGACCAAGGCCAAAAAGAGAUCCAUUCCUCCGAUGUCGAGCAGAGCGACAACAACGAAGGCAAAACGAAGAUCGAAGUUGAAGCAGAAAGUGACCAGACUCACAACUUGUCUGUCCUCCAAGGCCGUUUCCCUCAACGCGUACACACCUACACCGUAGUCAGAGUUGGCGGUUGUAAGCCUAUCGUGGUUCAAGGUGAUCUAUCUGAAGAGCAUCACUCCGAGUCAGGCUCCUAUCCAGCCCCCAAGCUGCGUAAAAUCAAGUCCGAGGAUGAGGAGGGUUAUUUUGCUCCAGGAGGGUUGGAAAGUGAUGACGAUUCUGGUACCUUUCGGUCUACGUUCACUAAGGAGAGCUUUGGUUUCUCUAUCGGAGCGCCUGGAUGGAAGAAAGCACCUCGUUAG